AUGCAGGAGGCAGAACGUCAGACGCCCAGCCGGUUUUCAGUUCAUACCCCGAAGCAAACUGCUACAGGGUCAUAUGUACCUAUGUACCGGUAUGUACCACUAAUUACAAGUACCAGUUACAAGUACUGCCGAGUACGAGCAGGAGCAUUUUGGUCUGGACUUGUCAUAUGCCAGCUCACCGUGGUGACAAAGGAGUCGCAUGACUACCCCGUCAUGCCUGGCAAACGCCAUAAGAAAUCUUUAUACGGAGCCGCACACAGCAUCAUGUAUUUGGUAGUACUCGCACUUACAAGGUACAAUGGAUCCAUGUAGCUUCUGAAUUAUUAAUCAGACGUUG
This is a messenger RNA of Aaosphaeria arxii CBS 175.79, 337 nucleotides long. RefSeq lists its product as uncharacterized. Bases 1 to 312 code for a protein of 103 amino acids. The record is from RefSeq and is a predicted model, not a curated record. NCBI's taxonomy places the organism in Eukaryota, Fungi, Ascomycota, Dothideomycetes, Pleosporales. The transcript is spliced from 4 exons.